This is a messenger RNA of Adineta steineri, 576 nucleotides long. NCBI's taxonomy places the organism in Eukaryota, Metazoa, Rotifera, Eurotatoria, Adinetida, Adinetidae. The record is from the annotation of a GenBank genome assembly.
AUGACAACCAAUAUGCGUUCAUCUCAACCAAUGCCAUCAUUUGUUAUCGAUACUUGUCCAUCAGAUGAUACUCAAAAACCAUUAGAAACUUGUAAACAAUCAACAACGAAUCAAUUACGUUCAUGGAGUUUACCCAACUGUAAUGAAACUUAUAAAGAUUUACAUGGUGCUAUACACUAUUCAUUUUCUAAUCAAUUAAACAAUAUUUUAAAACGAUCUCGUUCAUAUCCAAAUAAUUACUUAUUUAUAUAUUCUAAACUACAGGAAAAUUUUCCUCGUAUACAAUCACCAUCAACAUUUAUGUCUGUUCGUAUGAAUUAUCUUGAUCCAAAUGGUGGUACACAAACACCAGGCGGUGCAUCAUCACGUUAUUCAUUAUAUGGAAGUUUUUUUGAUUUAUCUGAAAGUGGUUAUUAUCCUGCUUCAGAUCAACAAUUAAUUAAAUCAGAUAAUAAAUUAUUAACUAUCGAUGGCCGUCCAUUAUUAAUUGUUGAUCAUUCUACUCAUUUAGCAACAAAUACAUAUCAAGAUAAAUGUAUGGAUUGGCUUCAUCAUAUUCAAACAAAUUCAAGUUAA